This is a messenger RNA of Hevea brasiliensis (rubber tree), 1367 nucleotides long. Its product is annotated as COP9 signalosome complex subunit 6a. The transcript has 9 exons. The record is from RefSeq and is a predicted model, not a curated record. Gene Ontology annotation, biological process: protein deneddylation. Bases 197 to 1192 code for a protein of 331 amino acids. Gene Ontology annotation, cellular component: COP9 signalosome. NCBI's taxonomy places the organism in Eukaryota, Viridiplantae, Streptophyta, Magnoliopsida, Malpighiales, Euphorbiaceae. Gene Ontology annotation, molecular function: protein binding; metallopeptidase activity.
UAAACACUCUUGUCUCCGGUCAGAUUCACUUUCAUUUCCUUGUUUAAAAGUAUCCAAACAAAGGGUAGAACUCCCAAAAUCCCUGCAUCUGUUUCUCCUGCAAGUAUAGCGUUCAAUUUCACGGGGAGACUGUCACUGACCGUGCUUCCGAUUGGACAGUAGGGAUCCGGGGAAAUUAAAGCCAAGGAAAACAAAAAUGUCCUCAUCGUCGAGCAGUGGUUUAACAUUCAAGCUACACCCACUUGUCAUAGUUAACAUCUCCGAUCACUAUACGCGGGUCAAAUCUCAGAUGAACCCUCCCGUUACCUCCACCGCCACCACCUCCUCCUCUAGUACUACUACUAACAACAGCAACGGCUCCGGCGAUGGUGGUGUCACUGCUGUUUCAGCUGCAGCACCGCCACCCAGAGUGUACGGAUGCGUUAUAGGAGUGCAGAGGGGACGCAUCGUUGAGAUCUUCAACAGUUUUGAGCUUCUUUAUGAUCCCGUCACCCACUCCCUAGACCGAGCUUUCCUUGAGAAGAAACAAGAGCUCUAUAAGAAGGUUUUCCCCCACUUUUACAUACUGGGAUGGUAUUCAACGGGUAGUGACGCUGAGGAAUUCGAUAUGCAUAUUCACAAGGCUUUGAUGGAUAUUAAUGAAAGCCCUGUUUAUGUUCUACUUAAUCCUUUAAUCAAUCCGGCCCAGAAGGAUCUGCCUGUGACUAUAUAUGAAAGUGAGCUACAUGUCAUAGAUGGCAUUCCACAGCUUAUCUUUGUUCGUUCAAGUUACACAAUUGAGACAGUAGAAGCUGAAAGAAUCUCAGUUGAUCAUGUGGCGCAUCUUAAGCCAUCUGAUGGAGGCUCGGCAGCAACACAAUUGGCUGCUCACCUUACUAGCAUACAUAGUGCCAUCAAAAUGUUGAAUAGCAGAAUUAGGGUGCUUCAUCACUAUCUUGUUGCAAUGCAGAAAGGUGAAAUUCCUUGUGAGAACUCAUUAUUAAGACAAGUAUCAAGCCUUUUAAGAAGAUUGCCAGCCAUUGAAUCCGAAAAAUUUCAAGAUGAUUUCUUGAUGGAAUACAAUGAUACAUUAUUGAUCACAUACCUGGCCAUGUUUACUAACUGCUCAAGCACAAUGAAUGAGCUAGUUGACAAAUUCAACACUGCCUAUGACAGGCAUAGUCGAAGGGGUGGACGAACUGCUUUUAUCUGAAACUUUUUAUAGCUCUUGUAUGGAAGUAAAUGUUGAUUUCAUAACCAUUCAAGGAUUAAGUGCUUUCUUUUUUCUUAAAUGUGCAUAGCACAUAGAAUCUCAGGAAUUAUAAUUCCUAGAAACUGAACAAUUCAAAAAGUAGAAAUCGAUUGCUUGUGUUUUCUUGCUUUUAUUA